Messenger RNA from Glossina fuscipes, 1122 nucleotides. RefSeq lists its product as uncharacterized. The record is from RefSeq and is a predicted model, not a curated record. Gene Ontology annotation, molecular function: carbohydrate binding. The transcript is spliced from 5 exons. NCBI's taxonomy places the organism in Eukaryota, Metazoa, Arthropoda, Insecta, Diptera, Glossinidae. The coding region runs from base 175 to 1119 and encodes 314 amino acids.
UAAUGUAGAACAUCAGUGAAUAUGAAGUCACCUCAGAGACAAGUCCUUAACUGUUCAAUGACUUUAGUUAUAUAGGCUCAGUUGGAAGGAACAAAAUAUUGCCGAUUAUUUAAAACAUAAUAAAUAUUUAUAAACUUAUUAUGAAAUCAAUUGUUUUUAAGAAAUCCAAAUGAAAUGAACCUUUGGAAAGGAAAAGUUUUAACUAAUUUACCUUACGGUCAUGUGCUAAUUAUAGGCGGUAAGAUAAAGUCGCAUCCGUACAAGAUAACGUUAGAGGUAACGGCAGACGACCGCAUAACGUUAGAUAACGAGAAAGGAAUGCUUUUAAAAGUUGAGGCAAACUUUCGCGACAACUCAUCCAUUCAUUCCAUCUUUCAACCGGGCGAGGGUAAACAACAAGAAGAGAUUUGGAAAACGGAAGGACCUAAAAAUCCUUUACAACCAGGUGAAAGCUUCACUUUUCGUAUUGCUCUGCUGCAGAAAUGUUUCGAAAUCUAUGUAAACGAUCAUAUUUAUGGUACUUUUGAAUUUCAACAAGCGCCCAAACAAAUUCAAUAUGUUAUGCUUCAGGGUGACUUUGAGAAAGUGGCGCAGAUCCACCAACGUAUGCUGUUUCCCCUUGUAUUCCCAAAGAGCUUACUAAGUUCCGAGAAAAUUGCCUUUCAAAGUGACGUACCGAAGAAAUACGAAACAGGCACUGUUGUAGCUCUGCAAUGCAUUGCGAAGGGUCCGCCAUUAACUGAAUUUUCAAUUUGCUUUCAAUGCGCCGACACGGGACGAAUCAUUUUGAAAUUUUUGGUAAAUUUUGAUAAAUGCUGUGUGACGCGUACCUGCCAGAAAGACGAUAAUAGCUUUUCGUCCGAUGACGAGGAAACCGAUGGUGAAUUCCCUUUCCAACGCGGCAAGCUAUUCAAAAUCGCUUUUGGUGUUGGCGACAAAGCUUUCAUUAUUGCUGUUAAUGGUCAAUAUUUUACUUAUUUCAAUUAUCCUUCUCGCUCGUUCGCCAUUUCCGCUUUAAAAUGCUGCACCAACGAUGUCGGAGAUUUUACAGUAAAAAGCUUAGAAUACCAUUUGGACUCACCACUCGAAGCUCGCGUUGAAAGAUUAUCAGCAAUUUAAGCA